Molecule: messenger RNA, 2277 nt
Organism: Penicillium brevicompactum
Lineage: Eukaryota; Fungi; Ascomycota; Eurotiomycetes; Eurotiales; Aspergillaceae
Product: putative lipin Smp2
Exons: 3
Coding region: 1-2277 (758 amino acids)
Biological process (GO): triglyceride biosynthetic process; fatty acid catabolic process
Cellular component (GO): nucleus
Molecular function (GO): phosphatidate phosphatase activity
Source: RefSeq, a predicted model, not a curated record
AUGCAGUACGUCCGGAGUAUUGGUGGUUCGGUCUCCAAGACAUGGAAUUCUAUCAACCCGGCCACCCUCAGCGGGGCUAUUGAUGUCAUUGUCAUUGAGCAAGAAGAUGGUACCCUCGCAUGUUCGCCCUUUCAUGUCCGAUUUGGAAAGUUUUCGCUCUUGCGUCCGUUUGAGAAAAAGGUCGAGUUCAAGGUGAACGGGGUCCAGCAGAAAUAUGCCAUGAAGCUCGGAGAAGGAGGCGAGGCCUUCUUUGUAUUCGAGACGACCGAUGAGAUCCCCGCAUCCUUACAGACUUCGCCGUUGGUCUCUCCGGCAGCAAGCCCAAGGGCUCAGAGCGAACCGGAUCUUCCGCCUUCACUACAAGAGCCCGACUUCUUCGAUCUGGACAAAGGGAACGAUGCCUUGUCGGAAGGUGCAAAGACCCCACCGGCGAUGGGAAUACAGGCGACCAAGAUGCGAGCGAACACUGAUUUAGGAACAAUUACCCCAUUAUCGCAAUCUCCCAACGAAUCGAACCUAUCUCAUUCACGACACGGCUCACUCGGCGGCAAGCCGCCCCUUGACCACUCCCUCUCGGAUAACGUGAUUCCGCUCACCUCGCCUCGACACUCCUUGGGAGGCCAGCAGGCAAGUGAAGAUGAGGAGACUCCUGAGGCCGAGGGCGAAGCGGACCGUUCUCGCAGCCCACCUCCUAUUUCCCCAGAGGAGGCGGUUUCUCGUGCCCAAGUACUCUCAAAGAAGCUGUCUGGCUCCAACAUCCCAUCUCAUGUUAACGAGACGGGUGAUCUGAUGCUGGAUAUGACUGGGUAUAAAAGCAACGAUGAGGAUGCGCUCCGCGCUGAGAUCGUUGCCCGCAAGAUCCUCGCAGAGGAACUCGAAGGGAGCUAUGAUAUCGGCGCAUUGAUUGGAGCCGAUGAGCAUGGUAACCUGUGGAUCUACAGCAGCGAAGAGUCCAAGGAGCUGGCUGAUCGGAGAGCGACUCUCAACUCCAUGCGUCCCAACACCGUGUUGAACGAUGAUGCCAUCUCUGACCCAGGAUACCACAGUGACGGCGAUCAUCCCGUCUCGGAGCCUUCCUUGACCUCACGUCACCAUCGGACCAAAUCAGAUGUCCAACCUGGGUUCCCCACGCCCCCGCACUCGCCUUUGCAUGAUUCUUUCGAGGUCGAGACUCGCAACUACGCCAAGACUCUCCGCUUAACUAGCGAUCAGCUCAAGGCCUUGCAGCUGAAGCCUGGCGCCAACACCAUGUCUUUCAGUGUCAAUAGAGCGAUUUGCACAGCGAACAUGUAUUUGUGGAAUGGAAACACCCCCAUCGUGAUCUCUGACAUUGAUGGAACCAUUACCAAGUCCGAUGCGCUGGGCCACGUUCUCAACAUGAUCGGACGUGACUGGACGCACGCUGGCGUCGCUAAGCUUUAUACCGACAUUGUGAACAAUGGGUACAACAUUAUGUAUCUUACCAGUCGGUCCGUGGGUCAAACCGAUACCACGCGUGCCUAUCUGAAUGGCAUUUGCCAAGAUGGGUACAGACUUCCUAGGGGACCCGUCAUCUGUAGUCCAGAUCGCACUAUGGCGGCUCUUCGACGAGAGAUCUAUCUACGAAAGCCUGAAGUUUUCAAAAUGGCAUGUCUCCGUGACAUUCUCAAUCUCUUCUGUGGCAAAGAGAAUCCAUUCUAUGCUGGAUUCGGAAACCGAUUGACCGACGCGUUGAGCUAUCGCUCUGUCAACAUUCCAUCCACUCGAAUUUUCACCAUCAACUCAAACGCCGAGGUCUCGUUGGAUCUGCUCAGUCUCAAUAAAUACAAGAGCAGCUAUGUGACGAUGCAAGAGCUACUUGAUCACUUCUUCCCACCAACCAGUUUGCUUGUGCAGUCUGGAGGCGAAGAAUACACGGACUUCACAUACUGGAGAGACACACCACAAGAGCUCGAUGACUUCUCCACGACCGACAGUGAGGACGAGGGUGAAGACGACGACGCCGAUGAAGACGAAGGCGACGAUGAGUACGAUGACGAAAUGAGUGACGGCGAAGGUAGCGACUACCCCGACGAAGCCGAGGGUGACGAAGAUCUCGGCGCCAGCUACAUGUCCCAAGACUCGGCAGCCUUUUCCAACCCCGCAGGCUCGAUAAUCGAAUCUGUCGAAGGCGAUCUCAUCGCCGAGGAGGCCAUCGGCGAAGAAGAACUUUCCCCGAUCGUCGAACAACCGCUCGAAGCAACCGAGCUUUCAACAACUUCUCUGCCUAUACGGUCAAAGUCGCCUCAGAGCCCCUGA